AAGGUUUCCCCUUUGAAUUUUUUUCCCAGUUUGCCGACGCCAUUUUUGUUCGAGACAGGAUGACAGGAGGACGGAGCAGACGCGAAGCUCAUUUAUGAAAUAGGCUGGAUGACAAAAUAAAUUCUGUUUUCAAUGGUAUGGCCACAGAGGUGCUGGAACCACCGACGCAGCUGAGUUAAACGGGUGUUUGUUGUGCGCCUUCAAAGAAACUGUAAGGAUUUUAAAGGAAGUUUACAGGAUGUUCUGUUCGUUUUUCUAUGGCGUAGCUAAGCACCCGUCUUUUUAAAAAAGACAGUAUUUUUCUUUUUGCCUUUGGAGAGGGGCCUUCCGAUUAAAGAAAUAUUCAGUUUUCGUCGUUUUAUUUUAAAUAAAAGCAAAACAGAUGUGUAAUGCAAGAAAACGUUGAAGAAGGAGUAACAACGACCACCAGACAUUUUUCGGAUGUUUGCUGGCGAUUGUCAAGAAGUGAAUUUGUAGCUAACGUUAGCUAGUUAGCUGGCUGUCUAUAUGGCCAGUUAGCUGAACAACUGUUUAAGAAGACGGAAAACAAGAUUUACAUUUUCUCCUGGAAGGUCACGCACCGAAGGAUAACAUUCAACCAUGACAAGUAAUAUUCCAGCGGAUAUGAUAAACCUGAGGCUCAUCUUGGUGAGCGGGAAGACGAAAGAGUUCCUCUUCUCUCCCAACGACUCCGCCGCCGAUAUCGCCAAGCACGUCUACGACAACUGGCCAAUGGACUGGGACGAGGAGCAGGUCAGCAGUCCCUGCAUCCUGAGGCUCAUCUACCAAGGGCGGUUUCUGCAUGGCAACGUGACGCUAGGAGCCUUGAAGCUUCCCCUUGGCAAGACUACAGUGAUGCACUUAGUUGCCAGAGAGACAUUGCCGGAGCCAAAUUCCCAAGGUCAGAGGAAUCGUGAGAAGACCGGAGAGAGUAACUGCUGUGUGAUCCUGUGAACGCGCCCCGUUUCCUGUGCCCGUGGUGUAAUAUAGUCUUUGUCUUUCAUGCUGCUGAAACAGACGUUUAACCUUGCUUUGAGGACCAGUAGAGGCAGUUUGUUCAUAAGAAACCAGAUUAAAAAAAAAAAAAAAAGGAAAUGUCGCUCGGAACUGGAUCAUCAUAUUUUUACGUGUUUCAAACCUCAGUACCUGACGUCCUUCCUUUUAACCUGGAAUUUAGGAAUCGCGUCGACCCUGGUAGAGCAGUCAGUUUGCACACGAAAAGGGCAGUAUUUUUGCUUAUUGCACAGGGUAAUGAUGUGACAGUUGCUCUUAAAUCUCCAUGAAUAGGAAAGCGUAUGUUUGUCUAGCUCCAUUGAAGAGGCUUAUACCUGGUCAUUUUAGUAAUCCUAUAGUUUGUUUGGGAGGGGUUUGGGUCUUCCAUGCAGGUUCAAGAUGGCGUAUGAGGAUGAGGUGGGGUUUAGUUGGGGAUGAAACGGAAAUGUUUAGCAUUUUACCGCGUUCUUCUUCCCCUGUCCUUUCACCAACACAAUGCAGACCGCGUGAAGCUGUAGCAUAUCUUGUAACCACUCAAGCUACACAUCAUCCAUCGUUUUUAUGAUUACUCACGUUUAGCAUUGUAAGACUAAUCAGUAAUGUGCCUAUAGUCUGAAUGCAAUCAGUGAUGAGUUUACUUUUUAAAAAUUUUCCCUUCAAAAAAUAAAAUUCUGUCAGUGCGGUCCAGAAGUGCAGAUGAUGGACACAUUCCCCAGUAAUAGCAGGGUGCAUUUCCUGGCCUUAGAUUUUAUUAUAUCGCCAAGACUUCAUCGCAAACCCAAAGCUGAUAUUCACAGCAUUUAUCCCAUUGCGUUUGUGACUGUGUUUUGACAGUCAUUGUGCGUCAUGUGACCCUUAAUUACCCAGUGUUGUGUCCAGCUGUGCGGAGUGGUUGUAAUUACACCUUCAGAAAAAGAAACGGAUAUUAUAUUUUCUUUUCCCUUUGAACAUAGUAUAGCUCAUUUUAGUGCCUGCAGUCCAAGUCUGAGGGUAAAUUAAAAUCACAUUUCUUAAAAAAAAAAAAAAAAGAAUGAAAUAUUUUCUUUGCUUAAUCAAUUUGCACGACAUUGAAGCAUGAGCUGUUUCAUCUUAACCUGUACAUUUUUUAAUGAAAUAUUUUUCAGAUGAGAAUGGUGUUCCAACCUAUGGACACACAUGUGUAGAAUAUAUAUGUUUAAUAUGAAUCUUAUAUGCAGUAGUACAUACAUCCAUGACAGAAGAUAUUACUGAAAUAUAUUGGUGUUUAGUGUAGGUUGGUCUCUAUACAAUAGAUAGCUUAUUAGGGGUUGAAACAUGAUGACAUCGUCUUGUACCUGAAAUGGCACACCCUAACAGAUAACUCAAGUUGCUGUAAUAAGUAUGUUUCCCUCUCUGACCUUAUCUCCCCUAUCUUUAAACUGCUUAUACAGUAAUUUAAUGCAAUCACUUAUUAUGUGGUUAUUGCUUUAAUAAAAAUGCAGCAUAAGGCAGUUCUAGGUCUUUAAGAAUAUUGUUCAUAUUGAUCAAGAUUCAGAGCAGUUUUCAAACUGAUUGUAUAUAGCAUUGCUUUUUUUUUUCUUCCAAAAAAAAAAAAUCUGUUAAAGUAAAUAAAUAAUAUUGAAGUGUA
Messenger RNA from Anguilla rostrata (American eel), 2599 nucleotides. RefSeq names its product ubiquitin-like protein 3. The transcript has 5 exons. The record is from RefSeq and is a predicted model, not a curated record. Lineage: Eukaryota; Metazoa; Chordata; Actinopteri; Anguilliformes; Anguillidae. The coding region runs from base 601 to 954 and encodes 117 amino acids. Gene Ontology annotation, molecular function: protein binding.